ACAGAAAGUGUGCAUGCGAGUGACACCGAGCACUAUCAUCAGCUCUCCCCUGUAGCCGCUCUCAGUCACUCCAUUCUCUUCCUGAAGCAAGACAGAGGGAGUCACGCAAGUUAAAAGAAUACAAAUAUAUGUGUAUAUACAUAUAUAUGUAGCUUUCCAUUCUCUAGUGCUUAAAAAAACUGAGUAGCCAGAGGGAAGAAGAAAGAGGCUGUGAAACGGAGAAGUAAAGCACAACUUGUCCAGAGCUUUUUACUCAGCAACAAGCUCGAGAGCGGUGCUGCUCAGUGCGCUCAGCCUGAGGAGGAGAGAGGAUGCUGAACAACAUGACGGACUGCGAGGAGGGAGAGGGGGGACCCAACAGCCAGGGAGAUGGGAACCCUAAAGAGAGCAGUCCUUUCAUCAACAGCAGUGCAGCCACUAACAUGGAUAAGAGCCAGCAGUACGACGGCAAUAACAUGGCUCUGUUUGAGGAAGAGAUGGAUACCAGUCCUAUGGUUUCCUCUCUGCUCAGCACUCUAGCCAACUACUCCAACCUGCCAACUGGCAGCAAAGAGCACGAGGAGGCUGAGAAUAAUGAGGAGGGGACGCGUCCAUCUAAAAAGCCUGUGAAGGCACCUCAGCUGGGCACGCUAAUGGGAGUGUACCUGCCAUGUAUCCAGAAUAUUUUUGGGGUAAUCCUCUUCCUGCGGAUGACAUGGAUGGUUGGGAUUGGAGGUGUCUUCGGCUCCUUUAUAAUCGUUUUCAUGUGUUGUUCUACAACCAUGCUCACAGCCAUCUCCAUGAGUGCCAUUGCUACAAAUGGAGUCGUACCGGCUGGAGGUUCAUAUUACAUGAUCUCCCGCUCUCUGGGGCCUGAGUUUGGCGGUGCUGUCGGGAUCUGCUUCUAUUUGGGCACCACUUUUGCGGGUGCCAUGUACAUUCUUGGCUGUAUUGAAAUUCUGCUGAUUUAUAUUGUUCCUCAGGCAGCCAUCUUUAAGAUUGAGGGCCUGGAGGGACAGGAGGCAGAGGCGGCUUUGCUCAAUAACAUGCGGGUGUAUGGCACUAUUGUGCUGAGUUUCAUGGCACUGGUGGUGUUUGUGGGGGUCAAAUAUGUCAAUAAGCUGGCGCUGGUCUUCCUGGCCUGUGUGAUACUUUCUAUUGUGGCUGUCUAUGCUGGAGUCAUCAAGACUGCCAUUGACCCCCCUGUCUUUCCCGUCUGUCUGCUGGGAAAUCGAACUCUCCUUUCUAAAGGAUAUGAUGUCUGUGCAAAGGUCAUUGAGAUAGACAACGAGACUAUCACCACCAAACUCUGGAGGAGCUUUUGUGAUUCUGAGUACCUCAAUGCCACUUGUGAUGAAUACUUCACUAAUAACAAUGUUACAGAGAUACAAGGUAUUCCAGGGGUCACUAGUGGCAUCCUGGCAGAGAACUUGUUUGGUAACUAUCUGGAGAAAGGGAUGAUUCUGGAGAAGCGUGGACUUGCAUCUGAUGCGGAUCCAGACAGUCCCACCACAAGCUCAAACCGCUACAUUCUGGCUGAUAUCACCAGCUUCUUCACCCUGUUGGUGGGAAUUUAUUUCCCAUCUGUCACAGGUAUUAUGGCCGGCUCCAACCGCUCUGGAGACCUCCGUGAUGCUCAGAAGUCAAUCCCUAUCGGCACCAUUGCAGCCAUCAGCACCACAUCGACUGUGUACAUGUCCUGUGUGGUGCUGUUUGGUGCUUGUAUAGAAGGAGUCGUCCUAAGAGACAAGUUUGGUGAAGGGGUCAAUGGCAACCUUGUAAUUGGUACGCUGGCAUGGCCGUCUCCAUGGGUUAUUGUGUUUGGCUCCUUCUUCUCCACCUGUGGUGCUGGACUUCAGAGUCUGACAGGAGCUCCCCGUCUCCUCCAGGCCAUCUCAAGGGAUGGCAUCAUCCCCUUCCUUAGAGUUUUUGGACAUGGUAAAGCCAACGGGGAGCCCACUUGGGCACUUCUACUCACAGCUAGCAUCUGUGAGAUUGGCAUCAUCAUUGCCUCUCUGGAUUCAGUCGCACCAAUUCUCUCCAUGUUCUUCUUGAUGUGCUACAUGUUCGUGAACCUUGCCUGUGCUCUGCAGACUUUGCUGAGGACUCCAAACUGGAGGCCGAGAUUUAAAUUCUACCACUGGGCUCUGUCUUUCCUGGGUAUGAGCCUAUGCCUGUCGCUUAUGUUCAUGUGCUCCUGGUAUUAUGCAAUUGUGGCCAUGGGCAUCGCCACCUGCAUCUACAAAUACAUUGAGUUCUGUGGAGCUGAGAAGGAGUGGGGUGAUGGGAUACGUGGGAUCUCGCUCAGCGCUGCUCGCUUUGCUCUGAUGAGGCUGGAGGAGGGACCACCACACACCAAGAACUGGAGGCCACAGAUCUUGGUUCUAGUGAGCAUGGAUGCUGAGCAGAACAUUGAGCAGCCUCGUCUUCUCUCUCUGACCAAUCAGCUAAAAGCAGGGAAGGGUCUAACUAUUGUUGGCACCUCUGUUCAUGGAACCUUCCUUGACAAUUACACUGAAGCCCAAAAGGCAGAUCAGUCUUUGCGUAAGUUGAUGGAGACAGAGAAAGUAAAGGGCUUCACUCAGGUUGUCAUCUCCUCCAACCUUAGAGAUGGAACAUCCCACUUGAUCCAGGUUGGAGGACUUGGAGGUCUGAAGCACAACACGGUGAUGGUCAGCUGGCCCCGAAACUGGAAACAGCCUGAGUGCCACCAGGAAUUUAGGAACUUCAUUGAGGUGGUUAGAGAGACAACUAUAGCCAGUAUAGCCUUGUUGGUCCCUAAGAAUAUCGCAAGCUAUCCAUCCAAUGGAGAGCGUUUUACUGAAGGCCACAUAGAUGUGUGGUGGGUUGUUCACGAUGGAGGCAUGCUGAUGCUUCUGCCGUUCCUCUUGCGCCAGCAUAAGGUGUGGAAGAAGUGUAAGAUGCGCAUUUUCACUGUAGCUCAGAUGGAUGAUAACAGCAUCCAGAUGAAGAAAGACCUCAUCACCUUCCUCUAUCACCUGCGCAUCGAUGCUGAAGUGGAAGUGGUUGAGAUGCAUGACGGUGACAUAUCAGCCUACACUUACGAGAAGACGCUGAUAAUGGAACAGCGAUCGCAGAUCGUCAAACAGAUGCAUCUGACCAAGAAUGAAAUGGAGAGAGAGAUCCAGAGCAUUACAGAUUCUUCCCGUGGAUCCAUACGGCGUAAAAAUCCGUCUGCUUUGCGGUCACAGCGCAGUGCUGAGGAGGGAGCUGGUAUAACAGAAAAACCAGAAGAGGAGUCUGAGGCUGUCUCCAACCCACAACAGGUACAGCUGAUCCACAGUAAAAAUGUCUCCACACCAACCAGCCCCACAAGCCCCACGUCCCCUGCUGCACCUGCAGGGGGUGCUGUCGCUUGGCCCGACAGCAAGGGUACAGGGAAGGAGAAGACUCUGCUAACGGCAACCCCAGAAGCAGGCAAAGACCUCUUCAGCAUGAAGCCGGAAUGGGAGAACUUGAACCAGACUGAUGUGAGGCGUAUGCAUACAGCAAUGAGGCUUAAUGAGGUCAUCACAAAGAAGUCCAAGGAAGCGAAACUUGUCCUGCUCAACAUGCCUGGGCCACCAAAGAACCGUGUGGGCGAUGAAAACUACAUGGAGUUUCUUGAGGUGCUCACUGAAGGUCUCAAUAGAGUCCUCCUAGUGCGCGGAGGUGGACGUGAGGUCAUCACCAUCUACUCCUGAAGGACUUUCAUGAUCUCUUAACAACAUUUACAUGGACUCUGUCCUCUCCUCCCUCCGUACACACCUAUCCUGUCACCUGCCACCACGCAUUGUACUCAGACUUUUCAGGUGAAAUACUAUGUAGAUUCAGCUGAAUGUGUUUCCAAGUAACCUAUAGAGUGCAGAGUACACAGAACCAUGUGCUGCAGGGAUUACCUUGAGUACAUAGCUGUUAUCACCUUGUUCUUGACUCUUCAGAUCAAGAACAAAUUCAGCAGUUUAAGGAUUUAAUUACAGAACAAAUGACCUCAUAAAGUUAUCCUCAGAAAAUAGAAGUUUGCCAAAUUUUAAAAAUCAGCUUUCUAGCUUCAGUGUUUUCCUCUUGCUUUUGUCCCCCAUUACUGAUAAAAGAGGAAUGCCAUUUCUUCACCGUUUCUAUUUAUUUUCUAUCAUUUAGUAUCGAUGUUAUUUAUGUAUUUAUGUUAGUUGUGUGUCUUUGUCUGUUUUUGUGUUUCAUAGUGUGGCUAUAAGUAUUUAAGAUAUAAUACUGGCGUUUGGGAACAGUUUGUCAUUAUGUGAAUACAUACAAAAGCCAGUGUGAUCAAACUGAUUUAAGACAGGUGUGCAUUCAUUUUACUCCCCUAAGUCUAAAAUUACACCAUCAUUGCUGUGCUAGUCUUUGUUUUGCACUAAAAUAGAUUAUUAAAUAAAUCAACAGCAUUUCAAA
Molecule: messenger RNA, 4389 nt
Organism: Archocentrus centrarchus (flier cichlid)
Lineage: Eukaryota; Metazoa; Chordata; Actinopteri; Cichliformes; Cichlidae
Gene: slc12a5b
Product: solute carrier family 12 member 5b
Exons: 26
Coding region: 312-3683 (1123 amino acids)
Biological process (GO): potassium ion import across plasma membrane; chloride ion homeostasis; potassium ion homeostasis
Cellular component (GO): plasma membrane
Molecular function (GO): potassium:chloride symporter activity
Source: RefSeq, a predicted model, not a curated record